AAAACCGUUACGUGGAGUCUCAGCCCGUCCCUUCCGCCUGUCCAAUCGCGAUAACCUCCUCGGAUGGGGGCGUGGCCAUGGAACCCCGUUCUCUCGGGGGCAGGCGCUCCGCCAGCUACUCGCUAUGCUGCGUCACUUCCGGCGUGUGCGUCUGGCGUCUGUCCGCCGGGCGAUGGCGGCCCUGAGGAGCUGGAUGUCUCGGGGAGUAACCUCCCUGUUCAGGUACAGACAGUGUGUUCCUGUCUUGGCUAACGCUAAGAAACGCUGUUUCUCAGAAUUGAUAAAACCAUGGCACAAAACUCUGUUAGCUGGAUUCGGUGUGACCCUUUGUGCAGUUCCUGUUGCUCAGAAAUCGGAGCCUCAUUCUCUUAGUAAUGAAGCAUUAAUGAGGAGGGCUGUGUCUUUGGUAACAGAUAGCACCUCUACCUUUCUGUCUCAAACCACAUAUGCACUGAUUGAAGCAAUCACUGAUUAUACUAAGGCUGUUUAUACGUUAGUGUCUCUGUAUCGACAAUAUACAAGUUUACUUGGGAAAAUGAAUUCACAGGAGGAAGAUGAAGUAUGGCAGGUGAUCAUAGGAGCCAGAGUUGAGAUGACUUCAAAACAACAAGAGUACUUGAAGCUGGAAACCACUUGGAUGACUGCAGUUGGCCUUUCAGAGAUGGCUGCAGAGGCUGCGUACCAAACUGGAGCAGAUCAGGCCUCUAUAACUGCCAGGAAUCACAUCCAGUUGGUGAAAUCUCAGAUACAGGAGGUACGCCAGCUCUCCCAGAAAGCAGAAACCAAACUGGCUGAAACACAGACACAAGAGCUGCACCAGAAAACACAGGAGGCUGGGGAUGAGAGGGCAGACCAGGAACAGGAGGCCUACCUGCGUGAAGAUUGAGGGCCUGAGCCCACUGCUCUGUCUGCCGACUCAGUGGGGGAACAGGUGGACGGCAUCCACCUAGUGUCUCAACUCUGCAGGCGCAGGAAGUCGUGUCUGUGAGUCAGGCCAGAAGCCUUUUGUGCUGUGAGUGCCUGACCACUUCCUCUCAGAUCUUAACCUUUACUGGUUCUUAGUCCUUGGGCGUCGUACCCUAUUUAACAUUGUACCCCCUCAGCACAGCUCCUCUUUUUACCUCACACCCACCCUGGCCAGCGAAGGGGGGGGGCUUUUUCUGUCACAUCUUAAGUUCAAUAGCUGUUUAGCUUUAGUUUUUAAUCUUAUUCAGACUUUUAAGUAUGAUUUAGUAUUUGCUCCCUCCACAAGAAAAGAGGGAGUCUGUCUUUUUAAAGUGUUUGCAAUACCUUUUCUCCCUGUGAACACAGCUCAUGCCAAGGAAAGGAGUCAAGUUAUUUAGGGAUAAAUGUAGUAUCCACCUGGUGCUCCCCAAGAGAACUGACUCUAACACAUGCUUCUUGUUUCAGUCCUUUCCUUUGAGUUUCUUUACUGUAUCCAAAGGAAGAGAGGUUUGAUGUUGGCAUUUUUUAAAAAAGUUAAAUUCUGAGGCUCUCAUGUAGCAUCUUUCCUUCACUGCCUAGGUGGUCAGAGCCAUAAGGGACCCUGUGGUUUCCCCCAUAGAUUUCCGGCAGCAGAUGCUCCCAUUCAGCACAUGUUGGACAAGUUUGCCAGGUUUCAGCAUUUUCAAUCAGAGUGAACAAAGUGGAAGAUAUUAUAAAAAUAAAGAGCAUUUCCUGCAGA
Nannospalax galili (Upper Galilee mountains blind mole rat) is the source of this 1684-nucleotide messenger RNA. It is a transcript of the gene Diablo, whose product is annotated as diablo IAP-binding mitochondrial protein. The transcript is spliced from 6 exons. Bases 125 to 886 code for a protein of 253 amino acids. NCBI's taxonomy places the organism in Eukaryota, Metazoa, Chordata, Mammalia, Rodentia, Spalacidae. Gene Ontology annotation, biological process: neuron apoptotic process; intrinsic apoptotic signaling pathway in response to oxidative stress. Gene Ontology annotation, cellular component: mitochondrion. The record is from RefSeq and is a predicted model, not a curated record.